AUGAAUUGUUUAUAUACUAUACUUUUAAAUGAUAACUACAUUUCUCAAAUUGACGAAAACGCUUUUCGCGGAAUUGAAGCCCAUAUUACAGGAUUAUAUUUACAAACAAAUAGUUUCCACUAUCUUCCAGAGAACACCGGCGUCUUUAUCGUGUUUCUCUACCAUGUGUUCACGCAUUUCUUCAUGAUACCACUUCUGAUCCUUGCUCAAAUCCCAAAUGCAAUAUGUGUUCUUUCAGCACUUUACAAAUUAGAUUUACAUGGCAACUAUUUCUUUAAUGAAAGCAAAUCAGACGUCUUUGAACCAUGUAAUCCAAUACUCGGCACGCCAGGUGUUAGAAUUAUAAAUUAUUCAGAUAAUCGUGUGGAUUACUUUCCGAACAUUUUUACAAUGUUUCCACGUGUUCUCACUCUUUCUAUGUACAACAACAGCAUGAGGUUUAUGGAUGAAGACAUGUUUGAAGAAAAUGUGUAUGUUGAGAGCCUUCAUCUGCAUACGAACCAGUUCAGACGAAUACCCAAUGGCUUGAAUAUCUUUAAAAAACUUAUUAUAUUACUACGUCAACGACAUUUGAUAGAAAACGUAGAUGACAAUGACCUUAUUGGAUUACGCAGUUUGACCAUCAUUAAUCUAGCACACAAUCCAAUCCAGUUCAUCACGAACAAGGCAUUUCAAAGCAACAUACAUCUCACCACCGUAGAUUUGUCUCACACCUUUCUGACCAGCAUACCUGCCGCCGUUACCAUGUUACCGGCUCUACAGACUUAAGGUCUAGAAGCAAAUUACAUCGAAUGCACGUGCGACCUGGCCAGUCUGAAGAAUUGGAAUGUGUCUUCCAUACAAAUACUCGGACUAUGUUACCUAACAAAUAAACCAAUUGUGACGUUUAUCAAGACAUACAUCGACGCGGGUAAGUGCUAACCCGUGCAAAAACGAUGACAGCCUACAACAGAUUCUGGAGAUUAUUUGAAAACAAUCAUCCGCACUUGGAAAUUAUAAUGUGACAUAUAAAAGUUACAAACAAAAAACUUUAUGCAUAGCAGUAUGUAAAUACGAAUAUUGUUUUAUAUUUUGUAUGGACAACUUGAUUCACUUUGUUUAAUGUGACACUAAUAACCAUAACUGUUAUGUUUGCAAGCUUGGAAUAACUUAAAUGCAACUUAUGAGCAAAACUCUGAUUCGCAUUCGUUGGAAGAUGGAAAUGAUUCAGAAUGAAAUUAAACUGUACAUAAUUCCGUUAUAUUCAUAAUACUGAAAAGCAUAUUAACGCAUGUGUGAUGCAACGCGGAAAGGAACUAUACUUUAUUUUUAUUAAGUUUUUUCCAUAAACAAAUUGCGGUUAAAACUGGAGCUUUUCAUUUCUGAAAGCAAAUUGAUAUAUUCAUUUUACAUUAAUUGUGUAGUAUGACAAUUACUAAUCAGUGUGUAACAAUGAUCUGUGUACAUCUGUGUUUGCAAAAUGUCUGAAUUGCAAUAAAUAAAUCUGUACAGGUUUGAGAAAAUAAAUAACAAUAAUUAUGCAA
Molecule: messenger RNA, 1523 nt
Organism: Dreissena polymorpha
Lineage: Eukaryota; Metazoa; Mollusca; Bivalvia; Myida; Dreissenidae
Product: leucine-rich repeat-containing G-protein coupled receptor 4-like
Exons: 3
Coding region: 1-768 (255 amino acids)
Molecular function (GO): protein binding
Source: RefSeq, a predicted model, not a curated record